AUGAAUAGUACGACAGAGUCCGAGGUCCUGGGGCUAGCCGUUACUUUGCAGUUUGAGGCGUGGUUUGCAAUUGCUGCUCUUUGUUGGUUGGUGUAUGAUUGGUUGUUAUCAUUCGGCGACGAGGUUCAACUGAUAUGGAGGUCGGAAGCUACCCUCCCGAAGAUUCUCUACUCUAUUUCAAGAUAUUUAGGCCUGGUCAUGCAAGCCCUCAUAGGUUCUAAAGCGAUCCCGUUUUAUUGCGUGCAAAACAUGAUUUUCUACACCGUGUAA
This is a messenger RNA of Fibroporia radiculosa, 270 nucleotides long. RefSeq lists its product as uncharacterized. The record is from RefSeq and is a predicted model, not a curated record. The coding region runs from base 1 to 270 and encodes 89 amino acids. The transcript is spliced from 6 exons. Lineage: Eukaryota; Fungi; Basidiomycota; Agaricomycetes; Polyporales; Fibroporiaceae.